CGGGCUGGCAGAGUGGCGGCGGCGGCUCGUGCAGGUCAGAGCGGCGACCCGGAGCGCAGCGAGCAUCGGUUCGUGUGGUCACUGACCUGGAGAUAGCACGACUUGGAGGUUCCUAUGCAGACCAGUGUGUGGACGGCAUGGUGGGCGGCGGCAUGGUGGAGGUGCUCGAGGAGUACUUCGGCAUUGACCUGAUCCACGCUGGCAAUCGCAUAUGGCCUCGGAUUGAUAUGAUCCAAAACUUUUGUUCAUUUGAUGCAAUCUUUAUGACGUCCACUUGUGAGCCAAAAACGGUUGCCAACAACGUCCUUCCUACAAAGAAGAAAAGUCGGUCAAAUUCGGUCUAAAAUUGCAAGAAUCAUAUUGCUCGAGUCUCAACCAAAUUCCCACUCCUGACUUGUCGACAACCACUGGUCCACUAGCAGCACCUCCGACGCGUCAGGUAACCGGUUAGUUAAGCCAAAGCGAUACUACCCCCGACCCCGUGCCCCAAAUUCCGCCCUCGGACGCCGGCGGCCGUGGGCAUCAUGAUGGCCGCGCCGAGCAGCCGCGCGGUGGCCAUCGGCGGCUCGCUGCUCCUGCUCCUCGUCUUCGCGCUCUCCUCCACCGUCAUCUAUCUCACCUCCUCCGGCCCCGCCGCCUCCCCCAGCAGCAUCCUCCUCAACCUCCGCCCCGCCAAGUGCCCGCCGGCCCCGCCGCUCCGCGUCUUCAUGUACGACCUCCCCGCGCGCUUCCACGUCGCCAUGAUGACCACCGCGGCGAACGGCUCCGGGGGCGAGGGUUUCCCCGCGUGGCCGCCGUCCGCGGGCGGGAUCAGGCGCCAGCACAGCGUCGAGUACUGGAUGAUGGCGUCGCUGCAGGGCGGCGGCGGGGAGGGCAAGUUCGGGGCCAGGGAGGCCGUCAGGGUGGCGGAUCCGGAGGCCGCGGAAGCCUUCUUCGUCCCCUUCUUCUCCUCGCUCAGCUUCAACGUGCACGGCCGCAACAUGACCGAUCCCGACACCGAGGCCGACCGCCUCCUUCAGGUGGAACUUAUUGACGUUCUAUGGAAGUCUAAAUAUUGGCAACGAUCUGCGGGCCGUGACCAUGUGAUUCCCAUGCAUCAUCCAAAUGCUUUUAGAUUUCUGCGAGAUAUGGUCAAUGCAUCUGUUCUUAUAGUUGCAGACUUCGGGAGAUACACACAGGAAUUGGCUUCCUUGAGGAAAGAUGUUGUGGCACCAUAUGUGCAUGUUGUAGAUUCCUUCAUUAAUGAUGAUCCACCUGAUCCAUUUGAGGCUCGUCCUACGCUGCUUUUCUUCAGGGGACGAACAGUCAGGAAAGCUGAAGGAAAAAUCCGUGCAAAACUCGCAAAGAUAUUAAAAGACAAAGAUGGUGUGCGCUUCGAGGAUAGUCUUGCCACGGGCGAGGGCAUUAACACAUCUACAGAAGGUAUGCGGUCAUCAAAGUUCUGUCUCCAUCCUGCCGGGGAUACUCCUUCCUCGUGCCGCCUGUUUGAUGCCAUUGUCAGUCAUUGUAUUCCUGUGAUUGUCAGCAGCCGGAUCGAGCUCCCUUUUGAAGAUGAGAUUGAUUACAGCGAGUUCUCUCUCUUCUUCUCAGUUGAAGAAGCUCUAAAGCCUGAUUACUUGCUCGACCAGCUCAGGCAGAUGCCUAAAGAAAAGUGGGUUGAGAUGUGGUCAAAGCUAAAAAAUGUCUCCAGUCACUAUGAGUUCCAGUAUCCCACUAGGAAGGGUGAUGCCGUGAACAUGAUAUGGCGGCAGGUGAGACACAAAAUCCCUGCAGUUAAUCUUGCGAUUCACAGGAAUAGGAGACUAAAAAUUCCAGAUUGGUGGUGACACUGGUGAAAUUGUGUACAUAUUCAUAUAUGGACGGCUAAAAUGGCGGUAUUAUUUGGAUGAAGUCAUGCUGGCUUCCUUGUGCACCAGGACUUCCAUCUUAAGCACCCCUGGGUCUGAAUCCAAGGCGAUUUACUGACGGGGCUAACAUCUUACCCCAUUUUUGUUCUAUUGUAUAACACCAUAACCAUGCCCCUGAUGUUAUGAUAUAGUGGAGGAAACAUAGUAAUGUUAUAGGAUACACACAUUUGUAACAACAGAGUGGAUGUUGCAAACUUGCAAUGUAUUCCCGGUAGAUAUCGUUCCUUCUCUCUGAUUGCUACUUCUUGCAUCUGUGUGUAUCACGUGGUAACAUGGCCAUCUUAUUCUGAUGGGAACUUCCUGUGUGAAA
Brachypodium distachyon (stiff brome) is the source of this 2217-nucleotide messenger RNA. RefSeq names its product probable arabinosyltransferase ARAD1. The record is from RefSeq and is a predicted model, not a curated record. Gene Ontology annotation, molecular function: glycosyltransferase activity. The coding region runs from base 525 to 1826 and encodes 433 amino acids. Lineage: Eukaryota; Viridiplantae; Streptophyta; Magnoliopsida; Poales; Poaceae. The transcript has 4 exons.